CGUUCUACAUUCUGAUCCGAGGAUCAGCUGGAGGCAGCAAUAAACAGAAGGAAAAGCUGCAGCGGAAAAAAAUAGAGGAGAGGAGGAGAAAAAAGCUGCAGAUGUUAUGAUUUGAAAACAUCAGUGUAAUAUUUUUACACGAAGCCCUUCUUCUAAGAAGAAAGCCUUUUAUUUUUUAUAAUGGUGUUUUAACUACCUCACUUAAAGACUAUUUAAAGCUAUGCUUUAAGAAUUGUUGUCGUUUCUACUGUGUGUCAGCUCUCGUUUACAACUUGAAUAAUAUUGCAAGGGCAGGCCUUUGCUCCAAAACCAAGUGAAACCUUAUAUUUGCACUACAGAAGCCUGUCCACGAGAUCCAGCAAAGGGCUUCAAUUGAGAGAGAGAGAGAAAAAAAAGAAAAUCAAAAAAUUACAUAAAAUAGCAACAAGUGAUUUGUAAACACAAAUUCAAAAAGGCAGCUACAGCUUUUUCUUUUGUGGACAACAAAACUCACCUGAGUCAUCAAUACUUGACAACACAAACAGUCAUGUUUCAGCGUCUGAGCAACCUGUUGUUUGGGGAGGUAGAAGAGGUGGAGGCUGAGCUGAAGGGACCCAACCCCUGUGUGACGGAGGCCGACGAGGAGGGAUGGAUGAUCGUCAACCUGUCUGAAGAAUCUGAAUGUGUGAUGCAGGCCGAGGAUGAGACGGGAGGCCCAGUGAUUGCACAAUCAUUUCCAGACAGUAUCCAAUCAAAUUAUCAAGACACACGUACAAGGACUGAAUGCCCGGACCCCAUUCCCCAUGCACCUCACAAGCGCCGUAGGACACAUAAAGGUCGGGCGCGAGGUGCAGUCGCAUCGUCAGACCCCCUGUCUUGUCCAAGUGCUAGUCCGUCAGACUUGGGUGCCACUACACCCGUGACCCUGCCGAGACGGGCCAGACUGUCCACGCCGUCCUCCACCCCAUCAAUGUCCCCUGGCUCUGGAACUGAGUGUGGGGGCAGUGGGGGUAGCAGUAGGGCAGGCCCAGAGAGAGGCUGCAUGGAUGAGAGCUGGUUUGUCACCCCUCCCCCCUGUUUCACUGCAGAGGGAGCCACAGCGGAGGCCAGCCCGAUGGAGGACCUGCUCAUCGAGCACCCUAGCAUGUCUGUGUAUGUCUCCUCGAACAACUUGUCCAUGGUCUCCAACAGUAACCUGUCUGUGGUGGGAGAGGAAAGCAUUGUCAGCCUGGCAAGCAGCGUGAGCAGGGUGGCUGAACCAGCUGCUGUGCCUGCCACCCUCAGCACUAUGCCCACCAGGGUGAGCCGUGGAGCAGCUGCCCAGGCCGGAGCUCUGGCCAAGGUCACCCAAGUGGCCAGGGUCCAGCGUAGCAAAGCCCGCAUCGAGCGGCGCCAUCUGGGACGCAACCGCAUUCAACGGCAAAACCUCACCAGGGAGCACGUCCCCCGUCAUGCAUCCCACGCCAGAAACACCUUCCUUCACCAGCCCAGCAAGCGUAACAUCUGCCACUAAGCUAACCGGCAACCAGGGGGCAUGUUUACUCUGAGGGCAUUAGUAAAGCAUAGUCAUCUCCAAGAACACAUGAUUAAAUGUGUUCAAAUACCAGUAGAACCAGUAGCUUUUUUGUUUUUAUUUAGUCACAAACUGACUCUACCUGGUAGUUUUAUGCCCCAUUUUGCUGUCAUAAACCAAGCCCUCUGAGUAGAUCCAGACCUUAAUUACAUGUAUUGUCCAUUGCAGUAUCCAAACAACAAAAAAGUCUUCAUAAAUAUUUAUACAGGUUAUACUUAAUAAUGUCUGAAAAACAACAAAAAGUUAAGUUCUACUGAUUUUUUUUAUCCUGACUACAUACUGAUAUUUUCUUUUUCCUUUUCACUCUUCUUCAUUAAUUCAAUAAUUUAAUCCCUAAAUCCCUACUUAUUUAAAUAGUUAAAUUUGGAGAUAAUGAACUGAAAUUUAAAAAACAAACAAACAAAAAUAAAAAAAACAAGUGUACUUUAAAAAGACUUUUGCUGGUGGAAACAGUGCAAGACGGAGAAAAGCCUCAGUAUCUUUGCAGAGAAAACAACUCAUCACGUCUUCGAAGUUUUAUGUCAAAGGUGAUUUUUUUUCCAGAAAUGGCGGAAGGAUAUACCGUGUGUGAUGAGUGUGAGAGGAAAAUCACUAGACAUUUGUUUAUUCCCAAUUUGGUCUGUCCGCUUGCAAAGGAAACCUGAGCAACGCAUUUCAUCAUAGGAAACAAACGUUGUGAUAUUUCUCUCUCCUCACUUUGAGAAGGAUGAAAACAAGUAGAAGAUGGUUGAGAGUAUGAGCAAAACAGACUAAAGAGUAAAAAGAAAAUGUCCUGAUAAGUCAGAACUAAUUAGUAUUAAAACGGAUGUGGUAAACAUGAAAUGGCUAUAAGGAAAGUGUAAUGUAACCCUGCGAGCAGCCCUUGUUUUUCAUAUUUUAUCUGUAUUGCUUUGGAUAAUGAAUAAGGCACCUUCUUUUUGUGAACAUGAAGGACUGUGUUAUGGGCACCCAUAAAGACUAUAUAAAUAGAAAUAAAGAUAAGAAGUGUAAAUGGAGUUGAGGUGAAAGCAUACAGGGCUUGCCUUUGGGUUACAGGGUAUGACAGGUUUCAGUAAGUGCAGAGCGGUAUUGAUGGCAACUCUUUAUUUUGUUUUGUUAGACUGUUUUCUGUUCACUUUGUCCCUUAAAUUUUAACACUAUUUUAAAGUCUUUCUCUCUCUCUGCAUUGUUCCACCAAAGAAAGAAAAGAAAGUUCAUGUCAGACAAAGAGAAAGUACACACACACACACACACACACAAAAUUGCUCCCUGUGGAUCAUACACAUCAUAAAGAUCAUCAAAUGUGUGUUUGGUGAACUAAAGUAAUGUGCCCGGCACACCUCAGCCAUUUUCAUCCAUGGUGUGUGCUGUGAUCUUAUAUUUUCUACACAAAUACCAAAAAGAAAGUAUGAUGUACUGGCACGUAAGUUCCAUUCAUUGUCACUGAAUGCAGGAGGCAACUGUCAGGAGAAGGCAGAAGAAACGCCUCCUUAUCUUAACGACACCCAUCUUUCCCUCACAACACAUUUAAAGAAUACCAUCUUGCUUAUGGAUGUGCGGCCUGUCUGUCCCUUUCUCGUUAGCACAUCCAGCACUAACAGUGUCCACUUAAAGAUUUAGCUUACUGAUAUGUAUUCAACAACAAUAGUAAACAAUGGUGCUGAAGUGUAUACUAAUGUUUGUAAAUUAUUUGAGACAUGGAUGUAAGUUUGCACUGUCAUACAUUUUGUGAGUCAAAGUUUUAGCGGUGUGCUGUGUGCUUGUUUUUCCUUUGUGAUUUUUUUUUCUCCCCAUUUUCGUUUUCAUCCAAAUUGUGUGUGAGAAGGUGUACUGACACGUUAAAUGCUAGAAACUCUUUUAAAAAAAAAAAUACAUGAAUAAUGGUCAUUUAUUUGUCUUGUAAAUAUUGCGAAACGACUUAUAACGCUCUGUUAGAUGUCAAAGCCUCUCAGGACUUGAGUCCACUAUGUUGUGUGCAACAGGACUAGCGAAAAUCCGGUCCAUGCCUCACCUCUGUGCUCAUUAUCAAAUCAAGAGGGCAUUUCAGUGGCCAAACGCAGUGUCUCUGCCCCCAACUUAAGCCUCAUCUCCUCGAGAUAAAGACAGCACAAGACUCAGAGUUGAUGUGCCAUAGGCAAACACUGCCCCCCAGAGGGUCCACUUAGCACAGCAUUAGCUGUAUGGAUGCUGGUGAGGACACGGUACAGUGACAUGGCUUUUACACAAUCUGUACUGAUGUGUUCAAAGGACUGACUGAGAAUCUGGGGAUUGGAGAUGUCUCUUUAAGAUAAUCCAGACAACAAUGGUACAUUAUUUUUUCUUGAAUCGCGUACUACAGUUUUUUUUUCAUUUAUGCUAAUAUCCCUAUAAAUAACUCUGUUUGACUCCAAAUCUGUUAAUAUCUCUUAAUUUAUGAUAAAAUUAUGAUUAUGAUUUAUUUUCUGUUUAAAGAUGACUCUUAUGUAUCCUGUCGAUUCCUCUGAAUGGUGUAGGAGAUGGAUCUGGGGUGAUAAGUCUGACAUGCACACAUAGUGAGCUCUAAGUAGGCUUCCUCUCUCCACAGGGGUUUAAUAUUCUAAUUGAAUGCGUCUCUGAAGUUGAAUUCUGUUUACCUGUUGUAAAAUAGUACAUACAGAGUGAAAACGAGGCUAUAAUGAGAGACAUCACAGGUAGAAGUUGUGUGUGCAUGUAGCAUGUCAAGAUCACCACAGAUACCCAUCUGUUGCUGCAAAUCUGACCUGUUUUCCAUAUUUUUAUUUUUUCCUUUUUUCACCAGUGUCAUGUAAAAAAGGAAAUGUGUUCUCAGUAUGUUGUGUGUGAUUAUUGAAAGGUGUGGUUUGAGAUUGAAAGUCAUCCAACAAAGGGGAGAGGGAGUGGUCACCAGGUGUUUCGAGCUCAUGUGGUGGACAGGGAAAGGAUGAGGCAGGAGAAACAUAGCUUAUAUAUUACAAACAAAUUUAAAUGUAUCAUAAAAAUAUAUAUAGUAGAAUAUGCUUGUAUUUUCCCAUAUAGUUAUUAGAACAACUGUUCACUAAUAGGAUGUUUUACAUGAAAGGCGUUGAAUGUCUGGGGAGUUUCAAAUGUUUUAUGUUGUGCCCUGAAAUGAUGGCAGCUUAAAAACACUUGGGGUUUAGCCCAUUUUACAUCUCAAUUAGUACCCCCCCCCCCCCAUAAAAAAAAAGAAAUAUAUUGACAUAUAAAAUUUGGUGUAUCUGAUUAUCUACAGUAUGGUGAUUGUGCCUUUCACUAUUUCUGCAUGGUUUUUGUGAUGUACUGAUUUUUCCAUCCCCAAAGUGGACGGUCGUUCACUGACAGGCAAGAGACCUAUGCAAAAAUCAAUGGAUGGGUUUUCCAGCAUCCAUUCAGAAAACACAGGUACCCGCCAAAAAAAACAACAACAACAAUAAUAAAUACUCAGGUUAACUCCUGAA
Molecule: messenger RNA, 4962 nt
Organism: Scatophagus argus
Lineage: Eukaryota; Metazoa; Chordata; Actinopteri; Scatophagidae
Gene: tp53inp2b
Product: tumor protein p53-inducible nuclear protein 2
Exons: 4
Coding region: 527-1492 (321 amino acids)
Biological process (GO): positive regulation of DNA-templated transcription; autophagosome assembly
Cellular component (GO): autophagosome; nucleus
Source: RefSeq, a predicted model, not a curated record